Messenger RNA from Pocillopora meandrina, 2950 nucleotides. NCBI's taxonomy places the organism in Eukaryota, Metazoa, Cnidaria, Anthozoa, Scleractinia, Pocilloporidae. The record is from the annotation of a GenBank genome assembly.
AUGCUUUCAGCUCACAUAUCGAAAUUGUCUACAGUAGUUGCAACGACGCUCUUUUACUUUCUUCAAACAAGCAGAAAAGACGCCAUUCCUCCGGGGACAUUAAAGAAAGUUAUCGAGCAAGCACACGGUGAGAAAAAAAAAAUUUAUUUUCAUUAACGAGCAAGUCUCAAUCUAGUUCUACGCAUUAUAGUGAGGCGUACCAAUGUAAGCGAUUACAGGUGAAAAAAUAGAGAACGGCGUGGAAAUUAAAGCGGGGCAUUCGUUUUAAGGGUUCAACUUACGUCCGUAUAUGUGCAGUUUCACUUCUAAGUGGUAUGUGUAUGACUUCUACUCUGAGCAAGCAAGAAAGGAUUAAUUAUACUCUCUUGGACCAAGCCAUCAUCGGAGUUAAGACCACGUAAGCCUAAAACCGUCCGGAAUUAGUUUCCACGGCGCAAAUAUAGUUAGCAUGCUUAUUGCGUGACAAAUUAGAUUUGAUGCACCAGCGUGGGAAACUGAAGGCCAGGAAAAAAGCUAUGCCAAUAUUUGCGCAUAGAGUGACAGCUUGUAGAUAAUUUGCUUGAUAUGUAAAAUGAAAAUCUUUCAGGUUAUACUCGAUGAACUGAAACGAAAAUCAGGAUAGUUUCAUUACUCAUCAUGAAUGGUCACGUACACUGCGCGCCGUGAGCCUUUCGAAAGUAAGUCAGUCCCGGAAGUCAGUAAACCACACGUCCCAAAAGUCAACAAACCAUAGCAGUUUCGAAAUGUUGACACUGGUCUCAGGUGUUUCUUAAUAUCUUCUUCAAACAAAAAGAACCUAAAUUUGUUUCGAGUGUAAUUCGUCAUGGCAUCUUGCUGCUUUUUGUCGUUAUUUAAGCUAACAUCGCCAUGCGGAUCAAGCUCAAAAAAUCUAGAAGAUUUGCAGGGUGUUUCUCUUAACGAAUAUAAUAAGGAGGUUUACUCAAAUAAAAUCGGACCGGAUGAAGCAAUUUGUGACGAAAUGGCGUUGUUGCUAGCAAGAGCAGGCACAGUUUCUCGUUUAAAUGAUUGAACACUUUCUUGUAGUUUUAUUUUGUACUAAAAUAAAUUCUGAUUGGUUUAUGGGACUUAAAUUUUAGGAAUAUGUACAGCUGAAAGUUCCCAUUUGUCAUCUACUGUAUGUUCUCACCAUCGAGAAAAGUACGGCCUUCGCUUGAGAAGUGGAAAGGUGAGAUGCUCUGUUCCAGGUAAAGUGGCAGGACAUAAAUCUUCAACGGUGAAGGGAGAUCGCAGUAUGAAGAGUAAAGAAUCUUCUUUUAUUGCGAUACAGUGGGGGAGCUUUAUCCUAUUGGAACCCGUAAGUAAUUUAAAAUUUGCUGAAGUUAGUGCCGUUACACGUUCAGUUAAAUGCGAUCGGUUACUUCUAUGAGCGUUUCAUGCAUUGAAACGCAACCACAUGUUUCCAAGGAGACGAGUCAUUGCAACGGAGUGAGCGCACAUACAAGUUCGAUAAUAGAUCCCAAGCAGUCCUUCAUUUCUCUCAGAUCGAGCAAGUGGGUGGAAAUCAGCUCUCGCGAGAACACGCGUGUUCUCACGGGGCUGAUUUCCACGCGCGUGAAGCGUGCUCGCCCGCUGAAUCUGAGAAAAAGUGAGGGAGUGCUCGUAGUUUACUCUUACAAUUAUUGUUUAUUAUAAUUGUCAGAAGCUUACCUUUAUCCCACAUGGGUAAUAGGGCGGGCGUUAUCUAGUUAUAGUAUGAAGAACAUAUAGCGAAAAACAUAUAGCAAACAAACAAACAGAAAAUUGCUUGAGUCAUGCUACACAUGUUACGUACCCUUAGUAUCUCUGUUGUCUCUUAAAAACUUUGAUAAUUUAGAAGCUAAAUUCGUUCAACCAAUUAAUCAAUUGGAAUUGCGCAAUAUUAAUUUCAUUGAGUUUUCUUGCCUUUAGCAAUUUGUAAGCGAUGCAGGGACCAUUUGCAAGAACUAGUUUUAAAACACGCUCCACCAAUUAGCCAAGCAAGCAUCUCCCCAGACGUCUCCGCUUCAUACCAACUGCCUCAAGAGGAAGAAACAUCUCAAGAUAAAGAGAGUUCAGAAAGCAGUGAACAUGAAGCAAUGCAGAUACGUUUCGUUAAAGGGAAAGCCGGAAAAAUGUUAGUAAUAAAGUUUAACUUUUAUAUCUCCAUCAUUGCGUUCGGUGAGUGAUAAGGUGAUUGCUUCUUUCUUCACGGUGUGUGUUUAUAAGUACCUAGGAAUUGUGUAGAAGCCAGCAAAAAAUUAUUGCAGUGCUCUCUUGCGCGCUAUUGUGUAUUUUAAAUGUGAACUUAGCGCCGAUAGCGUACAAGACCCAGUAGUGAAUGGGGUGGGGGGAGGCGUUUUUAUUUUUUUUGGUGUGUAAACCCAAAAAUAUUUUGCCGGCAUUCCUUUCUUUUGCGAAAAAAUUGUAUUUUACCAAAAAUAAGGAGGGGGGGCCUCCCCUAGAUCUGCCACUGAGACAGGCCACUAUACUCUUAACUACCGGUCAUAAAGUACAAUCAUUUAUUGUGCAGCUUGCAUGGAUAAGAUACAACUGAUAAUCGAAAUUGACUUACCACCUUUGACGAUGGACAAACAACACCGCUUCUAAAAUUACGUAUGUUAGACCUACAGGUUUUUCGAUACGUGUCUAUAUAGCACAAAGCGUUUUUAGUUUGGAAUACUUAGCGGGUCACGGACGCUAUGUAACUUGGCAUUACGCGCAUCCUGCAAGUUAUCACAUUUUCUCUUUUAAUUUCUCAAAGGAGAGUGAAAAAUGUACAGCAUCAGAAGAAUUAGCCGGGAGAAUGGAAUGUCUUCAGAUUGAAGAUCGAAGUUUCGUCCAAUCACUAGAGACAACGAGCACCACAUUUUCUUCUGUGGAAAAUGUAAUGUCUGAUUUUGAGCUUCAACGUUCAAAACUGAAUGCUUUUCUUGAGGAGUGCCAAAUCCAAGCACUUGGAAGCCCUGGCUAG